Diospyros lotus (date-plum) is the source of this 1412-nucleotide messenger RNA. RefSeq names its product porphobilinogen deaminase, chloroplastic-like. Gene Ontology annotation, molecular function: hydroxymethylbilane synthase activity. The record is from RefSeq and is a predicted model, not a curated record. NCBI's taxonomy places the organism in Eukaryota, Viridiplantae, Streptophyta, Magnoliopsida, Ericales, Ebenaceae. The transcript is spliced from 7 exons. Bases 16 to 1203 code for a protein of 395 amino acids. Gene Ontology annotation, cellular component: cytoplasm. Gene Ontology annotation, biological process: heme biosynthetic process.
CAAUAAGUUGUUUAAAUGGUAAAAGGAAAAGCCUAUCAAGUGAUAAAGGUGAAUUUUGAGGGGGAAAAGGAUGGUUCAUCGCAUAACAGAGAUUUUAAAAUUUCUUACCAUCUUUCUUCACCUACUGGUUGCCUACAUGUCUUGCAUGUGAGAGUUCAAACUUCUGGAGCCUUUAAUAGGUUGAUAGGUGGUUAUCGAGGAAAAAAGCGGUUUGAAAGUUGGGGACAGAACAGCUCAAAGGAAUCACAAUGUAGUUUUGCUGAAGACUUGGGAUGCUUGUGCUGCUAUGAGGACAGCCCACUGGCACUUGCUCAGGCUCAUGAGACACGAGACAAACUCAUGGCUACACAUUCAGAGUUGGCUGAAGAGGGUGCUAUUCAAAUUGUAGUAAUAAAAACAACAGGUGAUAAGAUAUUAAGUCAACCACUUGCAGAUAUAGGCGGGAAAGGCUUGUUUACAAAAGAAAUUGAUGAGGCACUCAUAAAUGGUGAAAUUGACAUUGCUGUCCAUUCAAUGAAAGAUGUUCCUACAUACUUACCAGAUAGGACAAUUUUGCCUUGUAAUCUUCCACGAGAGGAUGUUCGGGAUGCAUUUAUCUCCUUAAGUGCAGCUUCACUAGCAGAGCUUCCAGCUGGAAGCACUGUAGGAACCGCUUCACUCAGAAGAAAGUCUCAAAUUCUCCAUAGAUAUCCAUCACUUAAAGUGUUGGAGAACUUCCGGGGUAAUGUUCAGACACGGUUAAGAAAAUUAAAUGAAGGGGUGGUCCAAGCAACUCUAUUGGCUUUAGCAGGACUCAAACGCCUAAAUAUGACUGAAAAUGUAACUUCAGUUCUUCCCAUUGAUGAUAUGCUUCCAGCGGUUGCUCAAGGGGCUAUUGGAAUUGCGUGUCGAAGCGACGAUGAUAAAAUGGCCGACUACAUAGCCUCACUGAAUGAGGAGGAAACAAGACUAGCGGUUGCAUGCGAGAGGGCUUUCCUCUUGACAUUGGACGGGUCGUGUCGCACUCCAAUUGCGGGAUAUGCUUGUCGGAAUGAGGAUGGGAAUUGCAUUUUCAGAGGACUGGUGGCCUCGCCCGACGGAACCCGAGUGCUAGAAACUUCUAGACAAGGGCCCUAUGCCUACGAAGAUAUGGUUCUGAUGGGAAAGGAUGCCGGGAAGGAACUUCUGUUGAGAGCAGGGCCAGGUUUUUUUGAUUCAUUUUGAUGCGACACUUGGAUAAUCUCUCUUUUAUUAGUGAUGAAGAGAUAAAGGUAAAAAUAAAGAAGGAGCUGGGCCUAUUGGUGUAUGAGUUCAUGGGAUAGAUUGUGUACAGAGUCGUUCCAGCCAGAAGAUCUCUAGGGGUUGGUUUUAAGGGCUUGCAGAGUAGAGUUUGUUUUGUUGUUACAUAUAUGUUGCCAUUUUUAUUUCGUUGU